AUUACAGACCUGCUCAACAGGCGUCUUUCUCUCGUUUUCUGCACCUCCAUUGGCUGAGACUAAAACUGCUACUUGAAACUAAACUGCUUCCUGAAUAGCAAACACUUUGUGUGACAGGAAAUAACACUGACAGAACCAAGGUCAGUUACACAUCUACUGAAAAAAUCAAAACAAAACAAAUGAGGACAAAAUAUAUUUAACUCCUAGUUAGACACAGUUCAGUUUAGGUUCCAAAGGCUGUGACGAAAGACAACGGGGCCACAGAGGAGCUUUUGAACCCACACUGUGAGUUAUGUCUGCUGGACAGAAAAACACUCCGCGAGACCCUGCAUGUCAAAGUGGAACUGUUUUUUUCUCAAACCCUUUGAUGAGUGAUGUUGAAUCAGACUGGUCUCCAAUUCACGAAGCAGCCUUUAACGGACGUCUCCUCACCCUGCAAAAGCUCAUUGAUCAGGGUGCAUGUGUAAAUCUGAACACUCUGGAUAUGGUCUCACCCCUUCAUGGGGCGUGCACACAAGGUCACACGGCUUGUGCCAAGCUUCUGAUGGAAAACGGUGCAAAUGUAAACAGCUCAACUCUGGAUGGAAAAACUGCCCUGACAGAAGCAUGUGCUCAGGGGCACGUGACCUGUGUAUCGCUGCUUCUUCAACAUGGAGCUGCUUCCCUGGGGACCAGCCAGUCCAGUUCUCCAAUCCAUAUAGCUGCAACAAAAGGUCACCCUGAGUGCAUUGAACCUCUUGUUCAGUACGGAGCAGAUGUGGAUCAGCAUGUUGACAAGUUAGGAACCCCUCUCCAGAUUGCCUGCUCCAAUCAGCAUCUGAGCACCGUGAGGAAACUAUUGCAGCUGGGUGCAAAUGUGAACAGCAGUGUGUCUGGGGACUCGCCUCUGCACAUCGCUGCCCGUCAGUCCAGCCCUGAGUUGACAUCCGUUCUGCUUGAACAUGGGGCGGAUCUCUUCCUCAGGAACUCAGAGGGCAGCCAGCCACUGGACCUCGCUCCGCCCAACAGCCUGACGGAGAGACUUCUAAAACAAGCAGGAGGAGUGUCUCCUCUAAUGCAGCUGUGCCGACUACACAUCAGGAAAGCUGUGGGCAACAAGAGGCUGGGUGCGAUUUGUGACCUUCAGUUACCCACAGAACUGAUAGAGUAUCUGCUCUACCAAUCAGACCCAAGGGGAGCUCUUAAUGCGCUGAAAUUCCUCAACCCUGCAACCUCAGAUUUUGAGUCUUAAAGGUUUUUGGUCAAUAGGGGGCAGACUUGUAUAAUCUUACAUGGUGGCAACAACGUCCGUGCUCCUGGUUGAUGAUGAACCACAAUGUCGGAAUUACUUUCAGUGAAAGAUAUCCUAUAUCUUUGUUGCUUCCCUCAGGAAGGGAGGCUGGAUGGGAAAGACAUCAAUUAGUCUUGAUGUUUAAUACAGGUGGAUGAUGUGGCCGUAACCUUUAAGCUUUAAAUGCGCACAAGCUACCAGACGUUAGGCUACUAAAAAAACCUUUUUACUCCUUUAAGUUUUUGUUCAUAGAUAUUUUAUGUUUCGCUUAAAAAUGUGUUGCUCUUAAUAGUAAGGCAAAUAAAAACGCACUACUGAAUGCAAUGAUUCCUG
This is a messenger RNA of Oreochromis aureus, 1603 nucleotides long. RefSeq names its product ankyrin repeat and SOCS box protein 9-like. The transcript has 7 exons. Gene Ontology annotation, molecular function: protein binding. The coding region runs from base 293 to 1231 and encodes 312 amino acids. The record is from RefSeq and is a predicted model, not a curated record. Gene Ontology annotation, biological process: positive regulation of protein catabolic process; intracellular signal transduction; protein ubiquitination. NCBI's taxonomy places the organism in Eukaryota, Metazoa, Chordata, Actinopteri, Cichliformes, Cichlidae.